This is a messenger RNA of Stegodyphus dumicola, 330 nucleotides long. RefSeq lists its product as uncharacterized. NCBI's taxonomy places the organism in Eukaryota, Metazoa, Arthropoda, Arachnida, Araneae, Eresidae. The record is from RefSeq and is a predicted model, not a curated record.
AUGCCAGUGACCCACCUGCAGGAGAAAGCCAUGGACGAGGAAGUGAAGACUUUCACUGACUUCUCAUCAGUUGCAAAAGCUGGACUAGAAGAGUUGAAAGCCGGACGGAACGAGAUGAAUGCUGUGAUGAAAGCCGUCGGGAAAAUUGGAGCCAAUAUAAAAGAUGGGGAAGUGACAGUAGUGGCAUCUGAAGAAUCAAAGGAUGAAGAAAUGAAAGAAAUAGCUGAUGAAGUUUCUAAGAAAGAUCAAGAAAUGAAGGAUGAAACAUCUAGCGAGAUUAAAGAAAAAGAUGAAGAAAUGAAAGACCGGAAAGAAGCGUUUGAUUCUUAA